CUAUUCGGACUAUGGAUUUCAACCCCUAUAGCCUAUGUGAACUAUGGAUUGUGGUCCCGGCCCGCGAGGCGCAAUGGCGGAGGCCGUCACCUCCAUGCGGAGGCUGAGGGCGCAGAGAGUGGCGGAGGCCCUGGCUGUUGCUGAUGAGCGACGACGACUCAGCGACACAGGCACCACCACCACCACCUCCUCGACCUCGGCAACGGCUACUAAACCAGUGCUGGACGCUUCGUUCCUGAAGAGUGAGGAGAGACAAAGGCGGGCGAGAGAGAGACGCACGGAAAGAGAGAAAGAGAUUGCGGAACGCGCGGUGGAGGCUGUGCGCAGGGAGACAGCCCUGAGACAACAGAGGGAGGAGACGCGUCUCACGGAGACACGCAGAGACCAGGAGACGCGGAGACACACGCUGCUGCAGAGGCAAACGGAGACACGCGCCAGGCGGGACCGCAUACUGGAACAGAAGCAGGAGUUGUUGAUACAGUCAAUUGAACGCCGCUCACCCGCACCAAGGAGCUCCUCCGUGGGCCGUGAGCGAUCGAGGACCCCGCUGCUCUCCGAGGCGUCCGCGCUGCCCUCACGAGGCACUCAGAGGAGCGCCUCCCUCGGACGCCUUCCAUCUCGCAAGGACCCUGGCAAGGACCCACCGCAGCGGGCGUCUUCAAGCGGCAAUCUCGCAAAGCAGCAGGCGCGGGCGUCCGCGGAGAAACGGCCCCGGGUGCCCAGGGAGGUUCCCGCCAAAGGUCCCUCGAAGAAAAUAAUAAUUGGCGCGUCCGAAAGCAAUCAGGCAGGGGCGUCCGACGUGGUCUCUGCCGAGGACCCCUCGGUGAAGGACCCAGCGGUGGCAUGCGAAGAAAAUCAGGCACAGGUGUCCGCGGACGGUAGCGAAGUAAAAAAUGAAAUAAAAAAUGAAGAAACCUCCGAAGGAUCCUCAAAGGGCUCGGGAGGAGCGUCGACAGUGGAUCUCUCGAAGGACCCGACGGAGGUGUCCGGAGAGAAUCCGGCACCGGGGUGCGGCGAAGUGGUCUCGAAGGACCCCUUCGUGGACCCCACGCAGUCGUCCGUGGAGGUCGCCAGGAAGUGCCUGACCAAAAACUCUGCGCGGGUGUCCAGGGAGGUUGCGAGAAAGGAGCCCGCGAGGACCCCAAUGCGGGCGUCCAGGGAGCUGGCGGGGAGUGCCUGCGCGGGGGUGGGAGAGGGGCUGGGGCGACUCCUGACACCAACCAUCGCCUCCAUGGGCAAGACUCAUCGAGCUGCCUCGCCCGUCUGUCCCCGUUCCCCCGUUCCACCACCCCACUCCCCGUUUCUCCGCAGCCGGAGCCUGGACCGGGCCCCCGGUCGCCGUGGCAACUCCCCCGGUCGCCGUGGCAACUCCCCCGCUCGCCACGGCAACCCCGUGCUUCUGAUUCAAGCGGUGGCGUCGCCCACGGCAACGGUCGCGGCCCAGGUCUCCAAGGCUCUGUACAGCCCGCCGAGCAGCAACAGCCAAAACAACAGCAACAACAGCAGCCGAGACCGUAGCAACAGCCAGAGUAGCAAGAGCUGCAAAAGUAACAGCUGCACAACAACCACCGCCAUCACCGUUGGCAACGGAGCCACCGACAACAGCGCUACAGCCACCCCCACGACAGCCAACACCCCGAGCAGCAACGCUGAGAAGAACAGUCGGACGGCAACCGCAAGCAGGGACGGUGCCGAUGGCAACGGCCCUACAACUACCACCGCUAGCGACAGCCAAACUACUGGCAAGGACAGUCAGACGACAACAACAACCGCAGCUACCACCAGCAGCAGCAGCAGCAAUAAAAUGACAGACGGCAACAGUCAGAUGGCAACAACAACCACGGCUACCACCAGCAACAACAGUCCCACUUCAAUCACCAGCACCGCCAGCAGCAGCAACAACAACAACCAAGUUCCAAACGACAGCCAGACAACAGCCGCAUCAGCCACAACUUCCACGACUGGCAAUAACCAAACCGGCAAGAGGAACAGUCGCACAACACCCUCUGUCACCACGGCUACCGCCACCACCACCACCACCACGACAGCCACCACCAGGAGCGACAACCGAGCCCCUGUCAAGAACAGUCACACGAGAGCCAACACCACCACCACAACCACAGCAACUCGUAGCAACAGUCGACAGCAACAGCCCAAAAAGACGCCUGGCAAUGGCGAGGCCAACAGGCAGCCCGGUAGCCAAGGGAACAGUCAGACCAGCAGAGGCCGUAGCAACACCCGUGACGACGACAACAGUAGUCAGACAGCUGACAACAGACAAACAAAGGGGCGGGCUAAGGGCGGCAGCGUUGCCCGUAGCAACAGUCGGACUGUCAGGCGGGCUGACGGCAAAGCCGACAGGCAGGCUGACGGUCAGUCUGACUUACAGGCAGACAGCCAGAGUAGUCACCCAACUGACUCACAGGCAGACAGCCAGAGUAGUCACCCAACUGACUCACAGGCAGACAGUCAGAGUAGUCACCCAACUGACUUACAGGCAGACAGCCAGGGUAGUCACCCAACUGACUUACAGGCAGACAGCCAGAGUAGUCACCCAACUGACUCACAGGCAGACAGCCAGAGUAGUCACCCAGCUGACUCACAGGCAGACAGCCAGAGUAGUCACCCAACUGACUUACAGGCAGACAGCCAGAGUAGUCACCCAGCUGACUUACAGGCAGACAGCCAGAGUAGUCACCCAACUGACUUACAGGCAGACAGUCAGAGUAGUCACCCAACUGACUCACAGGCAGACAGUCAGGCUAGUCACCCUACUGACUUACAGGCAGACAGCCAGACUAGUCACCCAACUAACUUACAGGCAGACAGCCAGAGUAGUCACCCAGCUGACUCACAGGCAGACAGUCAGAGUAGUCACCCAACUGACUUACAGGCAGACAGCCAGAGUAGUCACCCUACUGACUUACAGGCAGACAGCCAGAGUAGUCACCCAACUGACUUACGGGCAGACAGCCAGAGUAGUCACCCAACUGACUUACAGGCAGACAGCCAAAGUAGUCACCCAGCUGACUUACAGGCAGACAGCCAGAGUAGUCACCCUACUGACUUACAGGCAGACAGCCAGAGUAGUCACCCUACUGACUUACAGACAGACAGCCAGAGUAGUCACCCAGCUGACUCACAGGCAGACAGCCAGAGUAGUCACCCAACUGACUUACAGGCAGACAGCCAGAGUAGUCACCCAACUGACUCACAGGCAGACAGUCAGAGUAGUCAUCCGACUGACUUACAGGCAGACAGCCAGAGUAGUCACCCAGCUGACUUACAGGCAGACAGCCAGAGUAGUCACCCAGCUGACUUACAGGCAGACAGCCAGAGUAGUCACCCGACUGACUUACAGGCAGACAGCCAGAGUAGUCACCCAACUGACUUACAGGCAGACAGCCAGAGUAGUCACCCAACUGACUUACAGGCAGACAGCCAGAGUAGUCACCUGACUGACUUACAGGCAGACAGCCGGAGUAGUCACCCAACUGACUCACAGGCAGACAGCCAGAGUAGUCACCCAGCUGACAGGCCGACUAACAAUCAUUGCGACGCACAGGCAGGCUGCGAGGCCUACAGCCCAAACGGCGACAGCCAAAGCAACAGUCAGACAAAGAGUGAAACUGGGGAGAGCCAAAGCGACAUCCGAGACAACAGCCGGAUGGACAGCCGCACUCACGGCCAGCCCGAUAGUCGACAUGGCGACGGUUGUAGCAGCAGCAGCAAUAGCAGCCAGACCGUCGGCCAGACAGGUGGCCAAAAUCAGAACAGUCUGACCAACAGCAGCCUCAUCGACAGCCAAAGCAGCAGCAGCAGCGGUGAGGCUUACAGCCAGGGCAACAGUAGCCACGGCAACAGCAGCCACGGCAACAGUAGCCAUGGCAACAGUAGCCACGGCAACAGCAGCCACGGCAACAGUAGCCACGACAACAGUAGCCACGGCAACAGCAGCCACGGCAACAGUAGCCACGGCAACAGCAGCCGCGGCAACAGCAGCCGCGGCAACAGCAGCCGCGGCAACAGCAGCCGCGGCAACAGCAGCCGCGGCAACAGCAGCCGCGGCAACAGCAGCCGCGGCAACAGCAGCCACGGCAACAGCAGCCACGGCAACAGCAGCCACGGCAACAGUAGCCACGGCAACAGCAGCCACGGCAACAGUAGCCAUGGCAACAGCAGCCACGGCAACAGUAACCACAGCAACACCAAUAACAACAACCACGUGAGCAGCCACAGCGGCGACAGUCAGACUGACAGCUGUGAUGGCAACAGCACGUCCAUAGCCAUCAGCCCUAGCAACAGCCCUAGAAACUGGCCUAGCAACUGCCCUAGCAACUGCCCUAGCAACAGCCCUAGCAACAGCCCUAGCAACAGCCCUAGCAACUGCCCGAGCGACAAGGGUCAGAACAACACUCCGAGCGUUUUGCAGGCUGACAUGGAAACAGGCGGAGGGUUUGUGGGUGAGAAUGGAGAGGUGGUUGCCAUGGAGGUGGCGAAGCUGGCUGCUCUGGAGAUGGAGUCAGCGGUCGCCUUGGAGACGACGAAGAAUUCGGUUGCCGCGGAGAUGGACAAGACGGUUGCCGCGGAGAUGGACAAGACGGUUGCCGUGGAGAUGGACAAGACAGUUGCCAUGGAGAUGGACAAGAUGGUUGCCGUGGAGAUGGACAAGACGGUUGCCGCGGAGAUGGACAAGACGGUUGCCAUGGAGAUGGACAAGACGGUUGCCGCGGAGAUGGACAAGACGGUUGCCGUGGAGACGGGGAGGGCGGCCAUCUUGAAAGCAGCACAAAGAGAUGAGCAGGAGAGGAGAGAGAGGAAGCAGCGUCUCGAGCAAAUCAUGUCCCGGACUCGGAAGAAUCACGGACACAGACGGAGGCAGGAGACUGUCCCCGUGUCCCCCUGUCAGCCUGUGUCCCCGUGUCCACCUGUGGAUACCUAGUCGCAGUGUUUAGAGACACGGACACGUACACAGACACAAAGACGGACACACACAGACGCUGCCUACCAAGUGCUCAAAUAAGCUUUGAGAGAUGCUUGGAGUUACACUGACAGACAGAAAUAGGAACAUGGGUUUUAGAGAACACACAGAGGGUACAGACAUCGUCAUCACCAUCCUCAUCACUGGUCUCCAUCCAGCAGUAGAUAGACAUGUUGAUGAAGAUUACACUGAGAGGUAGAGAGAGGAACAUGUGGAUUACAGAGACCCAUAAACUCAUCACACAGAGACCCACAGACGCACACAGACACCCACAGACUCGUCACACAGAGACCUAUAGACUCAUCGCACAGACA
Petromyzon marinus (sea lamprey) is the source of this 5295-nucleotide messenger RNA. RefSeq lists its product as uncharacterized. The record is from RefSeq and is a predicted model, not a curated record. Lineage: Eukaryota; Metazoa; Chordata; Hyperoartia; Petromyzontiformes; Petromyzontidae.